AUGGAUAAAAGAUAUAGAGCCAAGUGCGGAUAUGGCAGAGUUGAGAUCAGCGAAAUAAUGAGAUACGGCGAGCCACUGAAAGACGGACGAGACUGGCAGAAGAAGCCUGUUGAGCACAAGUUAAGAGAUGAAAAGCUGAGACAAAUGAUGAGUAUGAACUCUGAGAAAGACGAUGACGAUUUUUUUGGGAUUGAGUAUGUCUCAAGUUCGCCCAUUCCACGACACCUCAGUGAUAAGUCAAAUGUGAAAGCGGCAAAUCAGCAAAAGGUGUCAGGCAUUGACUUCAUCGAUUCACAAUAUUUCGGUGAACUGGCCUCGUCAGAAGAUUCAUCUCAACCACAGCAGUCGAUAUCAGUCGACAGUUCAAACAUUAUCGAUGAGCAGUACUUCAAGUAUACGCCUUCCGGAUCGUCAACUACCGAGCAUCCACCGGCAACCAAGAACAUGCAGAAUAUAGCCCAUAGUCAGGAGAAGGCGACGGUGAUGGAUUAUGAAGAUAUGGAUUACAUCUCACAACAGCUCAUCACUGGAUAUCAACCGAAACAGUCGGUAUCUGGUCGUCACAGUAGGCACCGGUCAAAUGAACUUGCUGAGCAAAGCGAUGAAAGCCGAUCGCCAUCAAGUCGUGAGAAUGCAUCGCAGAAAGUGGAAAAGCAACCAAGAGCUUCCAAAAACGUCGCACCCCGUGUGAUAAUUUCAGAGUGCCGCCAAAUUGAAUUUACCGGUUUUCAGCCGAAGAUGUCACUGGAAGAAGAUAGAAGUGGAUUAGAUAAGAUUUUGUGUAUGCUUGAUCCAGUAUGGAAAAUGAAUGAUCAACAACUGGUCGAACUGAUGUGUGAGCGGGUUGUUUAUGAGGAUGAGGAGCUGUUGGCAUUCGAUAAGCCCUCUCAGAUGGCUUAUUCGGGUGCUAAAAAGAAUCAAGCUCAACUGGACCGUUUAUUGCAAGAUCUCAAAGCUUCUAUUGCACCAAACGUUGAACGUCUCCAUCUCAUUCGAUCGUUGGACAAGGAUCUUAGUGGAGUGAUAUUGUUCGCAAAAAAUGAGUCGGUACAAAAGAAAAUUGUCGAACAAUACAAAGAAGGCUUAGUGGAACAGCGUUAUCGAGCAAUUGUUCGGGGUGUGCCGGAGGAAGCCGAAGCGACCAUCAAUAUACCACUCGUCAAGAGAUUGAACCAGCAAGAUUUCUAUGUGCGACCGUACAGGACUGGUAAGGGCAAGAUUCAGCCAUUAAUUGCUCUAACUGAUUAUCGAGUCAUGCAAGAUAACGGAGAGUGUUCAUCUAUUGAAUGUAUUGUUAGGAAUGAUGUACCGCACCAGAUUCGUUCUCACCUUGGUUACGGCCUGAAAUGUCCAAUUAUUGGUGACUGUAAAUAUAGUGGAAAAAAGCAUUCAGAGCCUCCGAAGUUACCGGCUAGAACAAUGCAACGCUUGCAAAUAACGGGUAAUCAGUAUAGACGCCUGCCGAUGUAUCUUCAUCUCAGUGAAGUGUCCAUACCGUUACACGCAAACGGUUCUCGUACGAUAAACAUUCGAGCGGCACUCCCAAAUUUUUUCCUUCAUACACUCCGAAAGCUUCGACUUAUAAAGUUGAAGUAA
Molecule: messenger RNA, 1596 nt
Organism: Anisakis simplex (herring worm)
Lineage: Eukaryota; Metazoa; Nematoda; Chromadorea; Rhabditida; Anisakidae
Source: the annotation of a GenBank genome assembly